Durusdinium trenchii is the source of this 2315-nucleotide messenger RNA. NCBI's taxonomy places the organism in Eukaryota, Dinophyceae, Suessiales, Symbiodiniaceae. The record is from the annotation of a GenBank genome assembly.
AUCACUUCCUUCAUGAGAAUCGAAGGCAUGACCGUGCGAUGCAUGGUCAAAGGGGCGUGAGGUUGUGCAAUGGAUGCAUCCAAAUUGUUCAGGGAUGCUACUCAACAUGCAGAGGCUGGACACUUCGGGAGGGCCAAAGCCUGAGCAAAUGUCGGACAUGGAAUGAAAUGGAGUCCAUUUCGUCCGUGUUCAACAAUUUGAAAUAGGCAUGUUGGUAUUCUUCUUGGGCGAUUCUGAUGUAAAUGUGUGGGUUUCGCCCGAAAGGGUCAUUCAAGAACUGGCAGUCCAUGUGUUUCUGAUAAUAUUCACCUGUCAUGUGAGGACUUUUAGAUUCGAUGUCAUUCAUGUUUUUUUUUCCCUCCUCACUUCUCUUCCUUUUCUUGCCUGCCUCAUCUUCCCUCUUUUGCCAUGGCUCGGCACUCAUCUAACACUUCAGCCGGCCAACAAGACGCCUCGACCGAUCCAGCAUGCCGCAGCGGAGAGCUGCGAAAUGUCGGAGAGCGUGGUGCAGCGGCCGAUGUGGUGCCUUCGGGCUGCAGAGCUGUUUGCGAAGGCUUCCGAGCAGGAUCCACGCAAUGCGAGGCCGCACGAAGCGCGAGCCCAAUGUUUGCUAGAGCUGGAAGCCUUCGAGGAGGCACUGAGUGCAGCGGAAUUGGCUGCCCAGCUGGAUCGUCAUUGGUUGCCUGCGCAAGCCACGUUGGGCCGCGCUCAGCUCAACGCCGGGCAUUUGCAGGACGCGGUCGCCAGCUUCUCGGAGGCUUUGCAUCUGGCUGAGCAAGACAAGGAGUGGCAGAGUGACUUGAAGCUGGAGCUGCGCGAAGCAAAGGCCUUGCUGGAGAAGCAUUGGGCGGAGCACCAUGAUGUGCUUUUGCCAGUGGGUAUGACCCACUUGCGAAUCCGCCAGGCGUUGGACUGCCGCUAUUGCCACAUGGCUGGCGAAUUGGGACCCGGCGGAGCGCUUUGGGCUGCUGGAGCAGUUUUGGCAUUACAUCCAGCUGCAAAGGAAUUCCCGGCAGAUGACGUGAGCAAAUGUGGAAGACGCAUCUUGGAGCUGGGCUCGGGUACUGGAGCCGCUGGCCUGGCCUUUGCGGCGAGUGGAGCUCAGGUACUUCUCACAGACCGAGAUUCCUUGCUGCCUUUGCUGCGUCUCAAUGCAGAGCUCAACCACCACCUUUUGCUCUCCAGCGGCGGCGCAGUGCAGAUUGGUGUCUUCGACUGGUUGACACCACCAGAAGAGAUCCUAAGGCAAACCUUCGACUUGGUGAUUGGUGCUGACUUGGUGUACUCUUUCGCGGCUGUUGAGCCCUUCAUCAUAGCUGUAACUGCGCUCCUGCAGGAGAAAGAUGGCAAGAGAGUUGCCUCCCGAAUGAUUUAUGCUCACUUCCCCAGAUUCCCCAAGCUUGAUGACGAGAUGUGUCAAGCGCUAGCACGCCAAGGUUUUUUAGCUAAGGUGAUGCCUGGAAAUCCCCAUGAACUUGGAAAGAUUGGAAGGAUCCCCCAAGGGACCCUUGAUCGAGUGCAGCUGCUGGAGAUCAGGCCGUUUCAACAUGGGGAAGAGCGCAGGCCCCUAGUGCUUGGCCAAGUGAGGGAGAGCUGCGGCUGCGACAGCCAGCUGUGUGACCGAGUCUUCACAGGUACUGAAGGACACAAUGAAGGACACAUGGCAGGUGAGUCAGGAUACUCUUGACAUCACUGAUCAUCACUGCCUUGUCGUGACAUUUCAAAGGCUGCUUAGGAGUUGGCUCCAGACUCUGACUGAUGAAGGUUGGUUGUAGGAUGUACGAUGCCCUUGGCUUUCUCGGCAGCCAGAUCGCCAGUAAAUUCAGCACCAGAAAAAUGGACACAGACAAUGUGUCGAUGGUGUUGCUAGGAGAAGUCGGGGUGUCGGGUGCGUAGGAGCUUCCGAACCAACUCAUCAUUCGUAGCAUACUCUGAUACUCAGAAUGCUGCUGAAAUGGACUAAAAUCGGCUCAGCUGGCGCCCUGGUGUUUGCUGCUUGAUUCCUUGGUUACUGGGCGAACAACCAAUCGGUGACCGCAAGCGAAACACCUUGGAAUAUUGCAGAAGGGAGAAAUUGCGCCCUCAUAUCAUCUCAUAUCUCCAUUUCAACAUACAAACACUUGGCAAAUAUAGAAACUAGAAUCGAUUUAAAUAUCUUGAAACAAUAUCCGGAGGAUGAAGGAUUAUGUACACAUUGUGCGUGUAGAAUAAUAUCAAAUGAAUGGGAAUUCACCGUAUAUAUAUCGAUAAUGAAGAUUAUUAUGUCCAGGCGAAAGGCAGACAAUUUACCACGAAGACAAUAAAUUGAUUUAAAG